AAAAAAUAAUUGAGAGAGAGGAAAAAAAAAAAAAAAAUUGCGAAGGGCUUGAUCCGGGAGAACAAUACUCGCCGGGAAAGUUGCUGCGCGGCGGGGAGGGAGCGGCGGGAGGAAAAUGCCGCAGCUGGGCAGCGGCGGCGGGGACGACCUGGGCGCCACGGAUGAGAUGCUGGCCUUCAAGGACGAGGGCGAGCAGGAGGAGAAGAUCCCCGAGAACGCCUUCACCGAGCGCGACCUGGCCGACCUCAAGUCCUCGCUGGUGAACGAGUCCGAAGGCAGCGGCAGCCCGGCCGCCGCCGCCGCCGAUUCCGAGGCCCUCCGCCGAGCGCAGGAUCCGCAGAGGGUGUACCAGGAGAAGCUCCCGGACCACAUGGAUGAUGCAGGUAUGAAACAUCAGGACUCAGGGAUGUAUAAAGGAUCUGCCUAUUCUGGUUACCCUUUCCUGAUGCUGUCAGAUCCGUAUCUGCCCAAUGGAUCUAUGUCACCUCUGUCCAACAAAGUUCCCGUCGUGCAGCCGUCGCACGGAGUGCACCCGCUCACGCCGCUCAUCCCGUACAGCAACGACCAUUUCAGCCACGGCUCCCACUCACCCCACCUGCCCGCUGACAUCAACCAGAAACAAGGAGUGCACCGUCCUUCCCAGACCUCAGACAUCCCUGGUUUCUACCCGCUGCCCCCCGGUGGAGUCGGCCAGAUCACGCCGUCGAUGGGAUGGCAGAGCCAGUCUGUCUAUCCGCUCCCGUCAUGUGGAUUUAGACAGCCGUAUUCGUCAGCGCUUUCUGCUGGGGCUUCUUUCUCCAGGUUCACUCACCCGCUGAUGCUGGGCUCUGGCAUGCACACCACCGGCAUCCCGCACCCCGCCAUCGUGCCCCACUCCGGCAAGCAAGAGAUGGAGCACUACGACCGGAACAUGAAACCUCAGCCAGAACCAAAGAGAGAGAAGGAAGCCAAGAAGCCCACUAUUAAGAAGCCCCUGAACGCUUUCAUGUUGUAUAUGAAAGAAAUGCGGGCGAAAGUCAUCGCCGAGUGCACCCUGAAAGAGAGUGCUGCCAUCAACCAGAUCUUGGGAAGGAGGUGGCACGCGCUGUCCCGAGAGGAACAAGCCAAGUACUACGAACUGGCUCGCAAGGAACGGCAGCUCCACAUGCAGCUCUACCCCGGCUGGUCUGCCAGGGACAACUACGGCAAAAAGAAGAGACGAACACGGGAAAAGCAGCAAGAUUCCAACUCAGAUCCUGCCUCUCCUAAGAAAUGCAGAGCUCGCUUUGGCCUCAACCAACAAACGGACUGGUGCGGCCCGUGCAGGAGGAAAAAGAAGUGCAUUCGGUACCUACAAGGAGAAGGACGCUGUGCCAGCCCAGUUUCUUCCGAUGGAAGUGCUAUAGACUCCCCUCCAUCCCCACCGGACGCACUCCGAUGCAUCCCCUCCGCCUUCCCGUCAGAGCAGCUCGCAGCCCCCGCCGACCCCGCGCACCGCGACCAGCCCGACCCCUGCCCCGUGUCCGCGCACCUCCCGCCCGCCUCCGGCCCCUCCAGACUCGGCGCCCGGCGCUCCUCGGCGCCCGCCGCGCCCCCCGCCUACAGCCGCGCCUCCUCGGGGACAUAGUCCCUGGCCAGCCGCCGGCCACACCGGGCACUCCGCUCGCCCACCUGCUUCUGCUGCCCUUGGACGAGGAGCAGAGGCCCAGCCAAAUCCCCGUCUCGCUAAAACAUGCCAAGUUUGGCGACAGGAUGAAUU
This is a messenger RNA of Hirundo rustica (Barn swallow), 1738 nucleotides long. It is a transcript of the gene TCF7, whose product is annotated as transcription factor 7. NCBI's taxonomy places the organism in Eukaryota, Metazoa, Chordata, Aves, Passeriformes, Hirundinidae. The coding region runs from base 116 to 1606 and encodes 496 amino acids. The record is from RefSeq and is a predicted model, not a curated record. Gene Ontology annotation, cellular component: beta-catenin-TCF complex. Gene Ontology annotation, biological process: canonical Wnt signaling pathway; regulation of transcription by RNA polymerase II. The transcript is spliced from 12 exons. Gene Ontology annotation, molecular function: RNA polymerase II cis-regulatory region sequence-specific DNA binding; DNA-binding transcription factor activity, RNA polymerase II-specific.